AUGGGCCCACAAGAAAUUUAUUUGGGUCCCGACGACGCCAAGGUCUUCUUCCUCAAGAUGAAGGGUGACUACCACCGCUACCUCGCCGAAUUCUUGACCGGCGCCCCCCGCCAGGAGGCCGCCGAUAGCACGCUCUCCAGCUUCAAGGCUGCUCAGGUCGGUCGAUGGAACCUCCUUCUUGCCUCAUUUUUCCGUCGUAAUCACCUGUCUGGCUGGUGCGCCUUCUUUCAGUGUCGCAAAAUUCAAUCUCCAUUUCUUGGAUCUAUCACAUGCGGAUUUGAUUUGAUCUGCGAGCAAAUAAAUCGCUGCGCUGUCGACUACUAGCGAUCUUCUUUUUAUCCCUCUGGAUUUGAUCACCGUCAUCUGGCCAUUUUUCCGUCUGGUUCGACAUUCGCUGAUAUCUCUCUACAUGCCAUGUUUCUAGACUAUCUAUCUGCUGACGACUGUACUUGAAACACUCCCCAGGAUAUCGCUGUGGAAAAGCUGGGGCCUGCGCAACCCCAUCAGGCUUGGCGUGACCCUCAAUUUCUCGGUGUUCUACUUCGAGAUCCUCAAUUCGUACGACAAAGCCUGCCCACUUGCCAGGCAGGUGCGCCCUCCGUUCAGAUCUAGCCCUCCUUCGAACUAUAAUUAAUUCAUCUCCUCAAUUCGUUCCGAAUGAUCGAUCGAAUAUCGGGCUCCUUUGAUUCUCUAAAUGGAAAUCAUCCUCCUGAUUUUCAGGCAUUCGAUGAAGUCAUUGGGGAUCUGGACACAUUGGGUGAGGAAUCAUACAAGGACAGCACUCUCGUAAUGCAGCUGCUCCGCGACAACCUUACGCUCUGGAAUACAGACCUGAGAGUCAAGACCCUUUUUUCUUCUUCCUCUUCUUCUUGUUCUUCUCGAUGUUUUUGUUUGCUCUUUGCAAGCGAUUUCUGACUUCUCCCCCCUUUUUCGUGGUGCCCAGGAUGAUAUUGAAGGAUCUAACCUUACGAUAUCUCGUAUCACGAGAACCACUCCAAGAAUAAAAAGAAAAGAAAACAAACACACAAAAUUCUAUUCCACGGAAAGGGAGAAUCACAAGCCACACACACAUGUUCUCCGAACCAGUCCUCUUAUAGGAACAGGUCGAGCAAUUAGCGAGAAAUGCCGGUUUUAGCAGUUACUCGCACAUAACUGCCCAAUUAGCAUGAUCACGACUGUUAUAACUCAUAAACAACAGACGGUCGUGAUUAAGACACAGGAGGAGAAAGAGGACGUUACAGAAAUUCAAAAUAAAGAAAAACAGCGCUGGAAAUGAGCUGUCUGCGGCUGACAGAUUGUCAAACACUCGGACUUCUCAUUGA
Spirodela intermedia is the source of this 1322-nucleotide messenger RNA. The record is from the annotation of a GenBank genome assembly. NCBI's taxonomy places the organism in Eukaryota, Viridiplantae, Streptophyta, Magnoliopsida, Alismatales, Araceae.